AUGGCUCGGUGGUUUCGCAAGAUCAAGUAUGUUCUCACUGUGGUGUUCAGUUCCCUGGCACUGACGGUUCCACUUUUUUGGAAUCUCCAGCAGCACUCCUCCGUAAUGAAUACCUUGAGUCCAAAAGAACAUCAUGGUUCUCAUCAUAGCGAUGCUCCCGUCAUUCGUCCCAAAAGGAGUUCCCAGGAAACAACCAUGGACAAACAAACUAUGGUGGCCACCACGAAGACUUCUCAAGUACCACAAAAACAGCAAGUCCGAAAAGAAGGAAACGACAAGAUACCUGUCCUGAAGAAUUUGGCCUGGAAAAAGUUGGACAACGAUCAGGAGCAAAGGCGGACUAGCAGCGGUGGCAUAAAAUCAACAGCAAGAAACGACAGGUUGGAAAAAGAUCAAGCAGCCAGUAAGCAGAGCAGGAAGAUUACCAAUGCAAUCAAAGGAGAUAGGAAGGAGCGGCCUCGCGAGGAUACUGCUCCCAGUAUGACUACCAAGAAUAAUGGGAUGGAUUCAGCCUCAAAACCAAACAAGCUCUCCACAAAUAAUAUGAAUUCAGUGGAAUUAGAGCCCACAACAACAACAAAGACAAAUGAGGAAAUGACGGAUGAGCACGCCUCGGUUCGAUACACAGGUCAAGAAUUUUUAGUAUGGACAGUUUUCAACGAAGUCAUUGGCAUUCUACAUGAAAACCAGGUAGAUUACUUUCUCAUGGCAGGAUCCUUGUUGGGAUUUGCCAGGAUCCACGAUGACAACCCAAGCAACAUUGGAUGGCUCGAUUCAGAUAUUGACUUGGCAGUUUCGACAUCCUGGAUGGCCAAUGACGACAAUUUGCAAAUGCUCCACCAAGAAUUCGAGGUGGCUGGGUUUGUCUUGCACAAAGAUUAUCCAGGAGGCGACGGGACCCGGUCCGUGGGAUCCUUGGGAGGUGCGAGGGUCUAUCGAAAAGAGGACGUUGAGGUCGAGUUGGUGGCCACGGAUGUGGUGCAACACGAAAUCCAGUACUUUGUCAAUGGCUUUCGACAUGAACACUACCAUGUAGUAUGCCCCAAACGAUUUGAGAGCAUUGAAUCUCGGCCGUGGGGAUCCUCUCUUUCGGUACGAGUACCCAUGCCCUAUCAUUUAGUGUUGCAAGCAACCUAUGGUGACAACUACGAUCGAAAAGAUCAGCAACGAAACGAAUUUGAAGCCUCGCGCAUGGCCAAUGCCAUGGCCAAUCAGAACUGCCUCAUUGUUCAAAACGCCAACAGUACAACAACUACAACAAAGCAAGUCGUCCGUGGGAUUGUGACGUGUCUAACAAGCCGACAGUCCAUGGCUGAUGGGCUUGUUCUUGUCAAGACCAUGGAGGAUCAAUGGAAAGUUUCCUCCUCCUCUCCUGGUGCAGUAGUGGAACUGUAUCACAUGGGUAUCCUCAGUUAUCAUCUACAGGCCCGACUGGAGCUCUACCCCUUUGUAAGAGUCAUCAAUCUAUUGACGAUGGCACCAUCGACAGCAAUACCCGUAGGUGAUGUCAAGGAUGGGGACGAUGCUAUCAAGUGUCAAGUUCAGGCACUCCAAACAACCAAGUUACGACACGUCUUGCUGGUUUCAAAUCCAUCCAUACAAUUCCUGUUCCAUCCUGGUGCCAUUCUCCAUACAACUCAGUACGUGCACGAGCAAGAUCGAACAUGCCAGAAGAAACUAUCCGAUGGAUCCGGCACGUGUGUCACUCUGGUGGAGCCAGAGCUCGAUUUUGCACUGCUCAAUGCCACGAAGAAUACAAGCAAGCGAAUUCGGAUCGUGCGAGGCUAUCCGCGCCACUCGAGUUCCACCAUCCAAAUGAUGAACCAAUACGCGGCAGCUCAUGUGCACCAAAUCAGCCCCGGCUUGGGACUUUGGCUGCACCCGACAACCCAUUUUGCACCCACAACCUUGGCGGUUGGCGGUAACGUCUCCUUGGUUUUUCCUCAGAAAACGCCAGCAGAAAAUCAAUCAACUCCAUCCGCUUAUCAACAUGUAUUGGAAUCCUACUGGCAUAGUCUUGUAGAAGCCAGACAGUUCCUUCUGAUGGAUCGGCCCAUUGAGUGGGUAGCUUCCGAUGGAGGACUCUUUUGGCAGUUUUCAACGUUGUAUUCUCGAAAAGCUACCAACCAAUCGCACUAUGUUGGUGCUCUAGUUCAAACAAUCGAUCUUACCAUCUCGUCGGAUCAAGAGUUGUUUGUAACUUACAGUGAUGAACAGUUUACCGCGUUGCCGUUCCAAGGGAAUAACCUUGCAAGGCGAGUCUCAAACGCAACGGCUAAGGAGAUUAAAAACUGGACCAUUCCAUGCCUUUCGGAAAAGACCAUUAAAAAAUGGCUGUACGACAAUCCGUACCUUGUUCUUCAAUGCCAAACGGAAAAGAUUGCCAAAAUGGAUGACUUUAUCAUUUAUUCGAUUGACAGGGAAGUCACGUACAACUUGAAGGGUCCGUCGCCAAAGCUGCAAAUUGAACAGGCUGAGCGGAUUGCCGACACCUUUCAGGAGUGGGACGACGUUCUAUUGGCAAAUGGGCAAGUCUCGGUUCGAUUUCACUACAUCAAGAACACAAGAGAUAAGCUGGUGAUUCCCCACGUCCUUCCAGACUUUGCAGUGAGGGCGCUGAGGUCGGAAAAGAAGCUGAGGGAUCUGCCUUACUACUUGACAGCUCCAUCAACGAUUGCCUGCAAACAGCUUUUGGAUUGGCUACAUAACCAGGUUGGCUUUGGCAAUAAGAAUGUGCUGGGUUGCUACAUCCACAUGAAUGACCGGAAUAUGGCAAUUUCUUGGUCUGUCUUCCAAUCCAAGAACGCGGUUUCGGUCAACGUUGGACGGUUUCCGUCGCAAAAGAAGAGGUCGCUUCCUGCUGCAAAAGUAAUAUGCGAAGUCCCGACCCCAGGACAGUCAACAUCCAUAAAUCGUACCUUUUGGCAAAUGAAGCACAUUGAAUGCAUCGAAGAAGGCUUUGAAUUCAUCGCGCAUCCAUGGCGGAUACCCAUGGCUGCAGAUUUUUCUCCCUUACCAUCCGGAUUCGAGUCCUUUGCCACUGCUAUUGAGUCCCAGUUGAAGGAAACCAUCAUACCAUCUCGCUUGCAAGACACCAUGAACUCUAACGCGACAACACGCCCAACUUGGUCAAAAUACAUAUCCCAUUGGGGAUUCACUCAUCUGUCAGACUGGGACAAUCGACAGGAAGUUUGGUUCGAAGGGGAUGUGCAAGCAAAGAGAUCCAUGUCGUCAGAUGAGGAUUCUGCAGUAUUCCGUUGCAUCACCAAGGUGCUAGUCACCAUGCUGCUUCUUCGACUUCAAGAGUUGGGGCUCAUGAGUCUGGACGACCGCGUACCAACUGGACAGGAGUCUAGCAGCACUCCAACAUGGCGAAACAUAUUAUCAAAUACAGCCGGUGCUGACCAGCGUUUCCACUACGACAACGACCCAUGGAAAGAUGUGCCCGCGGCCGUCGAAAAGGCAUGUUCCGGUCUGAACUUUACCUACGCCAUCAACCACUACGUGUUGGAACCGAUGGGAAUUGUAGGGAAGUUUGACGUGGACACGAUCUAUCCACCCUAUGCCGCUCGCGGUUUUGUUGGGCCGCUGGAAGACUUAAUGCUCAUCGGAGCAACUUUGACAUUGGGGGGUCUUUCGCCGAAAACGAGGCAACGGGUCUUGGCCUUCGAAAGUGUGCAACAACUACUCAACAAAACAACUUCGUCCCAGGCAUUUCAGGAUCCAGUUCAAAAGAUCCAAAAGGAAGCGUUUGUCAACGACACAGUCGUCCAUAACAUGAAGCAUCGAUUUCGAGAUGCGCGAUACUCGAGGAGCACUUUCACAGUUCCGACGCAUGUCAUGGACGGCUACGCGCUGGGUCUUUGGUGUGUUUUGGGAUGGCGGCGUACUCGGCAAGGCGAAGCCAUACGAGGAUGGGUAGCCUUGGGGAGCAGCGAAGCUUUAGUGUACUUCGACACUACGGGGUUUGUUUUCGCGUUCCAUUCACCAACCCGUGUCCUUGGAUUUGAGUUGACGACGGCAUUUGCAUCCAUGGUGUCGGAUACUGGAGAUUUGCUGUUGACUUUUCAGGAAGAAUUGAUGAAGCGAAGCGAUGCCGACAACGUCAAAAACGCCGUCGCGACGAAUUCCUAG
Molecule: messenger RNA, 4134 nt
Organism: Seminavis robusta
Lineage: Eukaryota; Bacillariophyta; Bacillariophyceae; Naviculales; Naviculaceae
Source: the annotation of a GenBank genome assembly